Molecule: messenger RNA, 567 nt
Organism: Hibiscus syriacus
Lineage: Eukaryota; Viridiplantae; Streptophyta; Magnoliopsida; Malvales; Malvaceae
Product: zinc finger protein CONSTANS-LIKE 14-like
Exons: 2
Coding region: 1-567 (188 amino acids)
Source: RefSeq, a predicted model, not a curated record
AUGGCAUCACCUGUUUCCUCUAUCACGUUGGCAGAUUUUUGUGCUUUAGUAUCUUUCUUCGUUUUGUAUUGCAGUGCCGACUUCGCAAGUCUCUAUUUAUUAUGUGGCCAACAAGUCCACUCUUCCAAUGCCUUCUCUCUCAAGCACGUUCGUUCACAGAUCUGUGACGGAUGCAAAGCCAAACCGACUUAUUUUCUCUACUCCGAUGAUAAUCUUAUGCUCUGCCACGACUGUGAUCAGAAUUCAUGUAGCGCCAAUGAAUUUUAUGGUUCAGCUACGCACCAGUAUUCUCCGGUUGAAGGCUUCCCAGGUCGUCAUUUCGUGAUUUUACUGGCUUCGCUCUUCGGUUUUGACUUGAAACUAAAAGAUUUAAUGGAUUUAAUUCCCGGGUUUUCUUUGUACGAGCGAGAACUGGCGAAUAUUGAAGAUUUUAUGCCCCCUGAAGAGAAUUCUUGCGUUUCACCUACUUUGCUUAGCUCUGUUAAGCUCGACCAUGAAGUGUAUAGGCAACUCGUCGAGAUGGGGAAGCGGGAUUUGGUGAGAGUAAGCGUCGAUGGAGAUGUAUAA